Messenger RNA from Camelina sativa (false flax), 939 nucleotides. The record is from RefSeq and is a predicted model, not a curated record. NCBI's taxonomy places the organism in Eukaryota, Viridiplantae, Streptophyta, Magnoliopsida, Brassicales, Brassicaceae.
AUGAAGGCUCCUAGUUCUGGCCGCUGGUCGGAGCUCCCUACAGACAUCUUGAGAUCUGUACUAGAACAAGAUGGUACUGGUUGUAGGCUGUACAACCCGGAGGAAGAUAGUAUUUACGGAACAAAGAGAGACUUCUCAGGGACUAGAUUCUUGGCAAAUUCAGGAAAUUGGUUCUUGGUUCUAGAUUCUCGUUCCAAUCUCUAUAUCAUGGAUGUGUUUAGCGAGAAGAUGAUUCAUCUUCCACCUCUAGAGUCGAUCAAAGGUGGCCAUUUCAGUCUCGAGCGAGUAGGAGAUAAAAUAUUCAGCGAGAACGAGAAGAAGGAAGAAUACGUUGUUGUUUGGUUUUUUGGCAUGGUUUCCAAAUAUAUAGCCUAUUGUAAGAACGGGGAAGAUCAUUACCGUGACAUUCCUACACGAACCAAUGUUCCCAGGGAGUUACGUGGCUUGUCUGAUAUAGUACUCCAUGGUGGUGACAGUCUAUACAUCUUCACGGCUCGUCAGCUCAUUCGAAAACUUGUAUUUUUUGGACAGGAAGGUUUCAUGGACGUAUACAAAAGCGAUACAUUAUUAUUACGUAAAGUCACAUUGGAUCACAUAAGUGGAGGAAGAUUUCACAGUAGCAUUGCUGUUACAACAGCAGGAGAGGUUUUAUUGGUUCAGAACUUUUUUUACGAGAUAACAAGGUAUAGGAACUUCCGUGUCUUCAAGAAGGAUCCUAAUCCAGACCCUGAUGCUAUUAUUGACGACCCGAACCAUAUUGUUGAGGUACAUUCUCUAGGUGAUGAGGCACUGCUUCUUGAUUUGGGUAUCACCGUAUGGAAUUGUUCAUGCAUGGACAUCUGUGUGUUCAGUCUUGCAACAAAGAAACUCAAACGCUUCCCUGAUUUUAGUCCCUCCGAUAUAAGGUUCAAGGAUGCUCGAUGGUUUCUCCCUUCUUGA